Molecule: messenger RNA, 5264 nt
Organism: Dicentrarchus labrax (European seabass)
Lineage: Eukaryota; Metazoa; Chordata; Actinopteri; Moronidae
Gene: phf14
Product: PHD finger protein 14
Exons: 17
Coding region: 100-2709 (869 amino acids)
Biological process (GO): regulation of transcription by RNA polymerase II
Source: RefSeq, a predicted model, not a curated record
CAUCCAGUCGCCUCUACGUCACUGCUGCUCUCCAUUGUCCACAUAACAUGCUGCUAAGGGGAGAACUGCCUUCCUCCUUGUAAUAAAUACGGACUACAGAUGGACCGCAGUCUGAAGCGCCGGCAGGUGAAGCCACUUGCUGCCUCUCUCUUAGACGCCUUGGAUUACGACAGCUCCGAUGACAGUGACUUUGAAGUGGGAGAUGCCUCAGGAUCAGACGGCACAGGCAACGGCAGCGACGAGGAAGGGUCUAAAGCAAGUGCUCCAGGUUCAGAAAGUGACUCGGAAAACGCUGGCUCAGCAGAUGAUGGUAUAGAUGAAGAGGAGGCCAAAGACCUGGCUGCUGAGGACAACCUAACGGAAGAUGAAGAGAAGGCCAAACAACAGCCUUCCUCAGACAGCUCCACCAAAGACGCCCCCGCCACCACCCCGCCAAAAAGCCGACGCAAGAGCAAGAAGACAUCAGAGCCUGAACCUGCUCCUGCGGCUGGUGGCGCUGAUUCUACCUCAACGUCAGGGCCCGGCGUCACCAACGCAGAAGAGUCUCAGGCCGAGCCCAAGAAAUGGAACUUCCGCAGGAACCGGCCCUUGCUGGACUUCACCACCAUGGAGGAACUGAACGAGAUGGACGACUACGACAGCGAGGACGACAACGACUGGAGGCCCACAGCAGGGAAGAAGAAAGGCAAAGCAGCUGCUCAGAAAGGUGGGACAGAGGAAGAGGACGGUGGCAGUGCCAGUGACGACGACGACGACGACGAUAACGACGAUGACGAUGAUGAUGAUGAGGAUGAUGACGACGAGGAUGACAAGGAAGAUGGCGAUGACAACAACAACAGUAGCAGCGAUAGUGAGAAAGAGAUGAAGAAGCCCAAGAAGAAGACUAAGAGCAGCAGUGCUUUUGAUGAAGAGCUGACUAAUGACAGCAUGUCCCAGGGAAAGGGCAACGAGGAUGCCUUGCUGGACCGGUCCCAGACCUGGAGCACUCAGCACAUCCUCAUCUGCUGCGUCUGUUUGGGUGACAACAGCGAGGAUGCAGAUGAGAUAAUCCAGUGUGACAACUGCGGGGUGACCGUGCACGAAGGAUGUUACGGCGUGGAUGGUGAGAGCGACUCCAUCAUGAGCUCCGCCUCAGAGAAUUCGACAGAACCUUGGUUCUGUGAUGCCUGUAAGAAUGGAGUGACUCCCAGCUGUGAGCUGUGCCCAAACCAGGAUGGCAUCUUCAAAGAGACGGACGCCGGGAGAUGGGUGCAUGUGGUUUGUGCACUUUACGUUCCCGGAGUUGCAUUUGGAGACAUCGAUAAACUACGACCAGUAACACUCACAGAGAUGAAUUAUUCCAAAUAUGGAGCCAAGGAGUGCAGUUUCUGUGAGGAUGCCCGCUUUGCCAGGACUGGUGUGUGCAUCAGCUGUGACGCAGGAAUGUGUCGCUCCUAUUUCCAUGUUACCUGUGCACAGAGGGAGGGACUGUUGUCUGAAGCUGCAGCAGAGGAGGAUAUUGCAGAUCCAUUUUUUGCGUACUGCAAACAGCACGCAGACCGCUUUGACAGGAAGUGGAAAAGGAAGAAUUACCUGGCCUUACAGUCUUACUGUAAGGUCUCUUUGCAGGAGAGAGAGAAACAGCUCACUCCUGAAGCUCAGGCCCGAAUCACCACCCGCCUGCAGCAGUACAGGGCGAAAGCAGAGCUGUCCAGGAACACUCGGCCUCAGGCGUGGGUGCCCCGGGAGAAGCUGCCGCGACCUCUGACCUCUAGUGCCUCAGCCAUCAGGAAGCUGAUGAGGAAGGCGGAGCUGAUGGGCAUCAGCACUGACAUUUUCCCUGUGGACACGUCUGACGCCAACGCCAGCAUGGAUGGACGCAGGAAACACAAGCAGCCUGCCCUCACAGCAGACUUCGUCAACUACUACCUGGAGCGGAACAUGCGAAUGAUCCAGAUCCAGGACAACAUCUCCGAACAGAAGAACUUAAAAGACAAGCUGGAGAGUGAGCAAGAAAAACUGCACUUGGAGUACAACAAGCUCUGCGAGUCUCUGGAGGAGCUGCUGAAUGUCAAUGGAGAGCUGCGAAGUGAAGGCCAGGCCAUGUGGACUGUGCUGGGCGGCAUCCUGGGCCAGAAACUAAACACCCCAGCUGUUCUGAAAGCCCCAAAAGAGAGGAAGCUCAGCAAGAAGGAGGGAGGAACCCCAGGGAAGACAUCCAGCCUGCCAGCAAUCCUCUACAGCUGCGGCAUCUGCAAGAAGAAUCAGGACCAACAUCUGCUGGUGCUAUGUGACACUUGCAAGCUCUACUACCACCUGGGCUGCCUGGAGCCACCACUGACGCGCAUGCCCAAGAAGACCAAGAACAGCUACUGGCAAUGCUCCGAGUGCGACCAGGCCAGCAGCGAUGAGGCAGAUAUCGCCAUGGAGACGCUACCAGACGGCACCAAGAGGUCCAGGAGGCAGAUCAAAGGACCAAUCAAAUUCAUCCCACAGGAGAUGUCGCCAGAGCCCAAGAAACAUCAAGUGAGAGGCACGAGAACCAGAGGGCAGAAGAGGAAGAGAGUUCCUAUCUGUGAAGACAGAGAAGAUAAAAUUGAGGAACCACUGCCACGAGAACGGCGACAACGCCAGUCUGCAAUGCAGAAAAAACCCAAAGCUGACGACACAAGGACUGAGUGUACAACCUGCAAAGGACCAGGCGACAACGAAAACCUAGUCAGGUUGUGAGAGCCGGGGCAGCCACCUCACCUCCCAUAAAAACUCGGGGACAGAUGACCAGUUGGCUUAGAGACAGAGAGAGGCAAAUUGAGGCGUUUGAAGAAUGGUGCUCGAGUCAGACUGAAGAAUGUGACCGCCACGCUGCCCCGCAACCUCCUCUGAUCCGAACUGGACCAACAACUGUCCAACGAAAAAUUGAGCGGAACUGUCAAACAUUUUUGGUUAAUGUUGGACUGCUUUUACACACUAUGACUAACAGGCCAAUUGUAGCUCCAGUUGCAUCAGUGCAGUUGUCUGCAUCUACAAAGUUUUGACCAAGUAAGAAAAAGUUAUGUAUUGAUACAGUUAAUGUAUUUAACCAUUUUGGCAAAUAACCACAACACUUCUCUUGUGCUACUUAGGUAGCAUUAAACGCAAAUAAGUAGAGAAUGACCAGAGAGCUUACUAUGGAGCUAGUUGAUGCAUACAAGUGUUCCAGAUUUCAUUUGUAAGACUCCUAGUCUGUGUCAAUACUUUUUUAAAGCUGCGGUAGGUAACUUACUAAUUUUUGUCAUAUUUACUGAAACUUUCACUAUAUCCUGACAGUAGUACAUGAGACAGAUAAUCUGUGAAACAAUCAGGCUCCUCUGGCUCCUCCUAGUGAAGAACAACCAAUCAGAGGCAAGCAAGAUGGUUGAGUCUCAUUCCCAGGGUGAGACUUGGCAAUCAGCUAUCUUCAAGCUUCCAACCCUAUAAAGUGUCUCUAUAUCUGUCUUGGUUCUGAUUGGUUGUUUUCGUCCAGGUCUGGUGGAUUCUUGUAAAUGUCAUAAUACCUAAUUUUUUCACAGAUUGUCUGUCUCAUGUUCUACUGUCAGAACACAGGGACAAUUUCUACAAGAAUGAAGAGAAGUUAUUUCUAUAAAAGUUACCUAUUGCAGCUUUAAUUUGAUGUAUUUCCUUUAGAAACAGAGGUUAGACAGUGACGAUCUAUCAGCUAUGAAGCGGAAAGCAGUUUGAUUUGAUAGGACAGUCAGUUUUUUGAUGAUUACUGAUGAUUACUGAUGAUUACUAGUGACUAUUGAAGACCACUGAAGAUGCCCGGUUUUCCUUGAAGAAGCACCGUUUUCUAGAUAGUUCAAGUGCCCAUGGAAUCUUUAAGAUUUUCAAAUUUGGCUGUUGAGUGUAAUAAGUGUGUCCAAAGCCUCUGCAGGAAAUGUAAGAUUUCGGGCUUGUUGAUGGUAUUGCUCACAGUGUGGACAGCAAAAAGUGCUAAUAAACUGCUGCACUCAGCUGAUUUUUGCAUCUUCUGACUUAGGGCGCUAUCCUGAAUAACUUCUCUCUUCGCCUCUUGGUGCUCACCUGUAUGCGAAUUCUUUUAGAUCAGCUCUUUUUUUCCCCCAUUGGUAUGAGGCUUUUGCCCUCCCCAUACAACUGCUCAUCAGUACCAAUCACUAUUUGAUUGAAGUCAUCUGACACCCAAUCACCCUGAGCAUUUCAGUGUGAAUUCGGUUCACUUCAGACAUACUUGAACUUAGGCUCUCCCAGACUUGAGUGUUGUGUUGUGUUUUCUAAGUAAAUGGAGGACCAGAAUUAAGAAAAAGUCAGUGUCGUGUAUAGAAAAGCCAACUUGUUUCUUGUGUUUCAUGUGUAGCAGCUACCAUAAUGCUACCAUAAAGCAUCUGUAGUAGAACAAACUAAUGUAGUUAGCUGUUAUAGCACAUAUUGGUCCAAAUGUCUCUAGUGUCUUAAGGCAUUUAGAAGUCUUCCUCUGUCUCCACAUCUUGAAGUGACAGUUAAACUGACAUGUCUUCAGAAAGAAGCCCAGCUUUGUCUCCACAUCCCUGGUGGCCCAUAGUCAGUGCUGUCAAAACAACAGCUGCUUGCUGCUGUGUCAGGGCUCAUGACAAGUGUCAUAUUCUGCCCUCAUAUGUCACUCUGUUGCCUAUCCAGGGCCUUAUAUGCAUGCUUUCGGGAGCAGUCAAAUCCAUGCAGUUUACUGCUUUUUGUCUCUCUGGAGUGUGUCCACAAACAAAAGCCACCCUGGGUUUGUCUUUGGCGAUGAGAUCUUGGUGCAGAAUGACUUCCUGACCGGUCCUUUCCCAUUACUCCCACUCAACCAGUCUCAAAGACUGAAUGCAUGGCUAUAUCUAUCUACUCAGAUCUGUACAGUAAAUUAAACCUGAAAACAAGUGAUGUGGUCUUGUAGAAUUUGAAUGCCAGGUAGCUGUGUAGUGUGACAAUGUGUACAGUAUUUAUUGAAGAGGCCAAACAUACAUGUCUUUCUUUUUUAUGCCUACAUACUUGAUUAUAUAUCAUAAGCUUGUGUUGUAAACAGAGUUCAACUCUAAUUUGUGAUGUAGUCCUAAAGCGACUUACAUAUUUUCUUUUAAUUGCCAAACAUUUGUUUACAUGCUUUAAGGGAAUAUUUCUGAUUAACUGUGUACUGUAUACUGUGCUAUUGUGAUACUGUAUGAAGUAAGAAUGUGAAUGUUGCUGCUGUUGUGUAUGUGAAGUGUCUCAGCCUCUGGCCUAUAGCUCUUGAAAAUUAAGCGGAGCUUUAAUAAACUCUUGACUUUUUCACCUUA